AUGCUCCUCCGUUGCCUCCUGAGCCCACCAACGGGCGCCACCGCGGUGGCCGGCGCGGUGGUCGACAACAGCAGCAGCAGCAGGCGGGUGGCGCCCCUCGUCCACAACAGACGCAACAGUAGCACACCCCGCGUUGGGCCGGUACUCUAUUACAAUUGCUGCCAUCCACAUUGUUCGGUAUGGUCAAGCUUCAGCAGCGUGUUCGCCUCAUUCGACCGCGACGCCGACGGCAAGAUCUCGGCGGCGGAGCUGCGGCUGUGCAUGAAGGCGGCGCUAGGCAAGGACGUGUCGGCGGAGGACGCCGAGGCGCUCGUGGCCUUGGCCGACGCGGACGGAGACCGGCUGCUAGACGAGCAGGAGUUCCUCCGGCUGGUGGCGCGGCCGGAGACGGAGGAGGAGGAGGAGCGGUGCAGGGGGCAGAGGGAGGCGUUCGCGAUGUACGAGGUGAAGGGCGAAGGGUGCAUCACGCCAUCGAGCCUGAUGCGGAUGCUCGCCAGGAUGGGGUCCGAGCAGGGCAUCGAGGAGUGCCGCGCCAUGAUCCGCAGGUUUGAUUUGAAUGGAGACGGAGUGGUUUGCUUCAAAGAGUUCAAGGUUAUGAUGGAUGCGUAG
Molecule: messenger RNA, 609 nt
Organism: Hordeum vulgare subsp. vulgare (domesticated barley)
Lineage: Eukaryota; Viridiplantae; Streptophyta; Magnoliopsida; Poales; Poaceae
Product: putative calcium-binding protein CML19
Exons: 2
Coding region: 1-609 (202 amino acids)
Molecular function (GO): calcium ion binding
Source: RefSeq, a predicted model, not a curated record